GGGAGAGCGGAUAUAGUGAAUGCGGGGUCCGGGGAGACCGGAUAUAGUGAAUGCGGGGUCCGGGGAGAGCGGAUAUAUUGAAUGCGGGGUCCGGGGAGAGCGGAUAUAGUGAAUGCAGGGUCCGGGGAGAGCGGAUAUAGUGAAUGCGGGGUCCGGGGAGACCGGAUAUAGUGAAUGCGGGGUCCGGUGAGAGCGGAUAUAGUGAAUGACCGGAUAUAGUGGAUAUAGUGAAUGCAGGGUCCGGGGAGACCGGAUAUAGUGAAUGCAGGGUCCGGGGAGACCGGAUAUAGUGAAUGCAGGGUCCAGGGAAACGGAUAUAGUGAAUGCAAGGGUCCAGGGAAACCGGAUAUAGUGAAUGCAGGGUCCGGGAUGAUCAGUGCAUUCCCAUGCAGACAGUCCCAUUCAUAUCAACUAGGAUGCAGUAGCUGCACGGACACA
This is a messenger RNA of Staurois parvus, 438 nucleotides long. NCBI's taxonomy places the organism in Eukaryota, Metazoa, Chordata, Amphibia, Anura, Ranidae. The record is from the annotation of a GenBank genome assembly.